AUGAACCGGGUACCUACAGUGAAGUUAUCCUCUGGCUAUGAAAUGCCACUUGUUGGAUUUGGCAUCUGGAAAGUGCCUCGUGAAGAAUGUGCUGAUGCAGUAUACAACGCUAUCAAAAUGGGGUAUCGUCACAUUGACGGAGCUCAUAAUUAUACCAACAGCCUCGAAGCCGGCGUCGGGGUGAGACGAGCUAUAGACGAAGGUAUCGUCAAACGGCAAGACCUGUUCAUCACCAGCAAACUUUGGAAUACAUAUCAUCGAUACGAUAUCGCUAUCCAAAUGGCCAAGAACGAGAACGAGAAAUGGAAUGUUGGAUACAUUGAUUUAUUCCUCAUCCACUUUCCCAUUGCGCAGCAGUACAUAGACCCCAAUGUUUUGGAGUUUCCAACUUUCUGGUCCGACGAUAAGGCCAAGAUUGCCUAUCCUUUGGAGAGAGUCCCAUUGUCUGAGACGUGGUCUGCAUUAGAGACAUUGGUGCAGACUAAGGACCGUCCAGAUGGGAUUCUUAGGUCACUCGGCGUCGCCAAUUUCAAUGGACAGCUUCUCUACGACUUGUUAUCGUAUGCCAAGGUCCCAGUGGCUUCGUUGCAAAUUGAGCAUCACCCGUACCUAGUCCAGCCGGAGCUGGUCAAGAUGGCUCAAGAAAACGGCGUUAGCGUGACUGCCUACAGCUCUUUUGGCCCUCUCAGUUAUGUUGGCCUAGAUGGUUUUCUGUUUGACAAUGCGCGAGCAAUGACGCCCCUAUUUCAGCAUCCGACGGUCCUGAACAUCGCCCGCAGCCACAAGAAGACGCCCGCGCAGGUGCUUCUUCGCUGGGCCACACAGCGCAAUAUUGCCGUCAUUCCCAAGAGCAACAGCCUUGACCGGCUUCAAGAGAACUUGGAAUGCUGCAGCUUCGACAUGACAAGAGAGGAGUUGGCGCAGAUCAGUAGAUUAGACAACGGCACGCGUUUCAUUGAUCCUGGACUUUUUGGUAUUCACAUCCACGCUUAG
Pestalotiopsis fici W106-1 is the source of this 993-nucleotide messenger RNA. RefSeq names its product NAD(P)H-dependent D-xylose reductase xyl1. Gene Ontology annotation, cellular component: cytosol. The record is from RefSeq and is a predicted model, not a curated record. Lineage: Eukaryota; Fungi; Ascomycota; Sordariomycetes; Amphisphaeriales; Sporocadaceae. Gene Ontology annotation, molecular function: aldose reductase (NADPH) activity. The coding region runs from base 1 to 993 and encodes 330 amino acids. The transcript is spliced from 3 exons.